AUAAUGUACUGGAAGGUGAUUCUGGGCCUUGUUCUCUUUGCGAUGAUCUUCCGGGGCGUCCGGUUGCGCUUGCGCUACUUUCUAGCCUUUUUCAUCUACGCAGUUGUUGUAAUGUUUGGCUCCGUGGUGUACACAAUCAAGUUUGCUCUCAAGGGGAAGCCGCGCUAUGAAAAUAGUUGGGAAUUUACUGAAGUCUACCGAUUAGCUCGAUCACUAAUCGGUCUUCAGCCACGGAUCUAUGGUCUUGAAACCUACGAUCCAGAAAAACAGUGUGUAUAUAUUACCAACCACCAGAGCUUUAUCGACGUUCUGUGUAAUUUUGAUCGAGCUUUACCCUAUAAUCCCGCUCGGUGUAGCGUUCCCUGGUGUGUUGCUUUAGAUUUUUACAAUGUUAUCCUGUUUGCUCUAGCACUCUUGGACAUUUGGAAUCAGCGCUGUACUGUUAUUGCAAAGAACUCGCUCAAGUACUUUGGUCCCUUAGGCGCCAUCCUUUACUACACCAAAACCAUUCUCAUUCACCGAUCCGAUCACAAAAAGGCCAUUGAUGAAAUGAAUCGGACAGCUGAACUUAUUGUCAAAGAUGAGGUUAAUCUCUUCAUGUUCCCAGAAGGAACUCGAAACGCCUCAGGUCGUUUGCUUCCAUUCAAGAAGGGUGCUUUUUAUCUAGCCAUUCAGACCCAGCUGCCCAUCCAACCCAUCGUCGUGUCUUGCUACAACUCCUUCCUCGAUCACAAGAAGUGCACAUUUAGUCCAGUUCCCUUCGGCGUCUAUAUACUUCCUGCGAUUCCCACUACCGGAAUGGAGGUUUCUCAAGUCAACGAACUGGUAGAUCAAGCUUAUGCCUCAAUGUCAGAGAUUUAUGAAAGAACAGUGAAGGCCUCACGAGAAGAAUUGGGCAACGACCUUCGAAAGAAGUCAGAAUGCCACGAAAAUAUUUUUGACAGCGGUCCGGGAAAAGUUUCAUUUAUUGAGCCACGCCGGGGUACCCUACCGCACUUAAAACUCGAGUUCUACCUAAAUAUCUUGAUAUCAACGAUGGACGUACUUUGGCUUUUGAUUCCAGUUUCUCUUGUGACUGGGUUCUACAUUGUUUAUAAAAUCCCAGUCGUGCGGUACUACAUGAAAUAUGUUAUCUUUGGAAUAAUACUUAACCUUGGCUCGGUCUUCUACACAAUCGUGUUUCUAGUUAGGGGAAAGCCAUCGUUUUCAAACAGUAGUGAGGCUUUACCUCUUCUCCGCAUUUCCCAAUGGGCGCUUGGUCUUCGACCAAAGAUAUACGGCCUGGAAAAUUGUUAUAAAUUUCGUCAAUGUGUUUACGUUGUUAACCACCAGAGUUUUAUCGACGCUGUAGAAGGAACACGAAAUUCCAGCGGUCAACUAUUGCCCUUUAAGAAAGGCGCUUUUCAUUUGGCCAUUCAAGCACAAAUUCCGGUUGUGGCCAUCGUAAUCUCGUGCUACAACUCCUUCCUCGAUCAUAAAAACAAGGUAUUCGAAGAUGUUGCUGGAAAGAACGUCUGUGCAACCAACGACACAACAAAUCCCCCCCCCCCCUCCUACACUGCUGUCUCCCAUUUAGCCGCCUAUGGUGUCUACGUUCUUCCGCCAAUCCCUACUGAAGGCCUCACUUCGGCCGACGCCGGAAACCUUCUGGAACAGUCUUACGCCGCCAUGAAGGAGAUAUUCGACAUCACGGCCACCGCCACCAAGGACGAGCUAGGGCUGGAUCUGCGUGAGAACUUACGACAAGAACAUUAG
This is a messenger RNA of Mesocestoides corti, 1755 nucleotides long. Lineage: Eukaryota; Metazoa; Platyhelminthes; Cestoda; Cyclophyllidea; Mesocestoididae. The record is from the annotation of a GenBank genome assembly.